This is a messenger RNA of Caenorhabditis auriculariae, 4591 nucleotides long. The record is from the annotation of a GenBank genome assembly. Lineage: Eukaryota; Metazoa; Nematoda; Chromadorea; Rhabditida; Rhabditidae.
AUGCGCGUUUUGGCAAUCCUUCUCCUUUUCGUCUUUCUUGUCCAGGUUUUAUAGUGUGAUUGAUUCCAAAUGAUACAUUUAUUCUUGAAGGCUUUGCCGCGAUCGAAACGGCAAACGUGUACUUGUCAGCCGGGAGAGGCGCCGAAAUGUGGAUGCCAGGUCUUUUUUUAAAAUUUUCUGUCAUAUAUUUAUUGAAUUUUAGUACGUGCAAGUUGCGGAUAACCUGUCGAAAAUGGUGUGCAGCUGUUCUUCGCCAACGCCUCCGAAAUGCGUUUGUACUGAGCCGGUGAGUAUUUUUUUCAAUGUUUUGGUAUUUUAAUGAUUUAGAAUUUUUUUUAUUCCUUCAAUGUUCGUUUUGAAUAUUCGUUUCUUAAAAUUAUCAGCUCAUUCAAUUUAUUUAAUUUUUUCUUUACGGUGAAGCAUAAAAGUCUCAGAACUCGGUUCAAAUUGAAUUUUUCUGCUUUUUUUAAAGAACUUUUUUUGAAAAAUGGCCUAUCAGGUUUUGGCUUUCGAGCAUGAAAUUUGAUAAAUUGGAAUAAGAACUGUUUGAAGUUUUGAGUGAGACAUUUUUGUUACAUUCUUGUUUCAAAUUUCUAUUAAAGAUUUUCUUUAAACUUCAAAAAUCUUCACAAGAAACUUGAAAGUAAAUUUCAAAAAAACGCUGUUUUAGCUUUUUGUUGAAAAACUUUUCCAAUUAGUCAAGAUUUUUUUUUACAUGUUCCGUUUGGCUCUGCAUAGCGCGACGUACAAACUUAAAUUUUAAACAUUUUUUUGAGCUUGAUUUCAUUUGAAAAGUUUUUUUCCUAAUUUUUUUAAAUUUUUAAAUGGCUUGUUCUACAGGCGCCUAAGCUUUCUUGGGUGAAAGAAAAGUUCUACCAAAUCCUGAAAUUUUGCUUGAAUUUGUCAAAUAUUUUUCUUAAAGUAACCAAGUUCUAAAGAAGUCUCAGAAAUUAUCAAAAACUUUUUUGAACCGAAAAAAAACUUCUGUUAACAAACCAGAAGGCUAUUUUUUCAGGCGCCAGCCCCGACGCCUUCCUGCGUGGAAGUGUGCCAAUCGAGCUGCAUGAAGAGCUGCAGCAGCCUCCAGAACAACAGCAAGUGCUCCUCGGUCUGCUCGGACGCCUGCCAGUUCACCUGCGCCAAGCAAACGACCACCGUCGCGCCCGCCACGGAGAAGCCCUUCGUCAGCGAAUAUCGCUUCAUCGUUCCGUCGCAGGGCGCUCCAGUGCCCGUUCAGCCACAGGUAUCUUAUACCUAUAUUGGUUAGGGUUGAAAAAGAAAAUAAACUUAUUAUUUCCUGUUCAAUUCGACUAUUAAACCAACCAUCGGUCGAGUCUUAAUAAUGACACUUCAGAAGUUUUUUGAAAUAUGCGCUUGAUUCCUUAUGAAAAUUUAUGCAGCUUGUAUCAUAAGUUUCAACUUCUUUCUCUUUCUAACGAUUUUUCUUAAGGUAUUUCAAGCAUUGUUACUUCUGGAUGUUACUAAUUUUUUCUUGUUUUAAAGCCAAUUUUUUUUCUCACGUUUGGGUUGUUGGUCCUGACUUUGAGACGUUUUUUUCUCGAAAACUAAGAAUUUUCACAGGCUUUUGCACUUUAAAAUUCUCACAUAGUACGUAGAAGAGUGUUCUAGUCAGUUUUCAGAAUUCUUCGAGCAAAAUCAAAUUAUUUUAAGCUUCUUUUUGAUGCGCAGACUUGAACCAGCGACCUUGCGAACGCCAAAAAUUAGUCUCACCAACUGGGCCACGUCUACCUAAUUCAUAUAGAGUGUUUUCAGCCGUCUCCUCUUGCAAUUGUGAUCAGUCCGAACCCUCCAGUCACCCCUGCCACCACGACCGUCGCUCCUCCGUCUCUCGUUUUGGUGAGACCCGAUUUUUUGCGGCUUGAGAAAUUUUGGCAGCUUCUCGAGUCGACCAGAAGAUUAUUUAUUUAAAUAAAGAUGCCUUCCUAUUCCGAAUCUGCACAUAAAAUUGCAAGGGAAUCUUUGAUUUUGGAGCAAGAAGUAUAUUUUUGAAUCGUGCUUUUAUCGGUAUGCUCCCAGUCGCCAGUUUUCUGUGGCUUUGACUAGAAUUUUAUUUAUUUUUGUGAAAUAUUGGGUCACUUUAGAAGAUCAUGCUAGUAGUCCCUAAACGUCUUUUUAACUUUCAAAUCAGAAAAAAUUGAAAGACUUUCAUAAUGACCACAUAAGCCUUAUCGGGUUAGGGGUCAGACCCGAAAUCCCUUUAGGGAGCGCUAUUUUGUCCCCUAUAGGGGCUGUUCUCUACCGAACCACUCUGGCGUUCCUAAGUUGGUUAAUGAACUUUCUUCUGAGAAGAGUGAUGACUAACUUUUUUUCCAAAUUCUGACUUGAAGAGCUGCGACGCCGACUGCAUGCCGCUGUGCUCGUUUGCCUGUACGAAGCUCCGGCCGACGCUUCGUGUCAUUGGUCAGAUGAUCGACACGAAGACGUCAGGCGCCCAGUGCAAGAAGACGUGCAGCGAGACCUGUCUCACCGUUUGCCAGUUAGUUUAUUGAUAAUAUAUUUAUUUCAAUCAGGAAAAUAACCAAUAAGUUAAAGUGCAAGAGUUAAAAAUGAAUGAAGAACUUGUUUUUUUGUCGCCCAAGGUGUGAAACCUGAAGUAAAAUUACUCCUAGUCUUUUCGAGUAAUAAAGUUUUUCGCGAAAGAUUCUUUUUCAAGACCUCCAGUGAUUUAGCCAAAAAAAAAUAGAAAGUCUGAUAUUUCAUCCCCUGCAUCUUAAGGGCUAUUUCUAUAUUUCUAUUAUUUUUCUCAAUUAUAAAAAGGUACUCAGAAAAAAAUCAAACGUCUUCAAGUCUUUUUUCACCCAUCAGGAAGUUUAAAAAAAUUAACUUAGAAAAAAAUCUCCCUCCCACCCAAUUGUUCAAGUUUCGACUUUUUCUGAGCUCCCCCUUCCAGCCGGAUAUCUUCCCCCGAGGGUCAAGACUAUCGGCUAUCCAUCUUGAUCACCGGCCUUCUCCUCAAACACUUAUCACUUUCUUCAGCUUUCUGUUUGCCUUCAAAUUUGCGCGAAACGAAACGUUUAUGUCAAGUGGAGUUUGAGCCUACAGCUGAAUUUUGAUAGUUGUAUGUUUUGGUUUCAAAAUUCAACGAAGUCUUGUCGGAUUUUUUUUUUUUUGAAAGUAUGAGUUUAUUCAAGAAGCUGUGCGAUGCAUUUCUUAGUGCCAUUUUGAAAUUUUUCAGACUUUUCGCAGCGUAUAAAUUCAAUAAAUAAUAUAUUUAUAAGAAACAAUUUUUGAGGCUUCUCAUUCCAUGUGAGAUAAAUCAACAUAACUUUCAUAAAAGAGCUUCACAAGAACGAGAAUUUUGAAUUGGUGCCAAACCGCUUCGGACAUGAACUGCAAAUGUCGCAUCUCGCCAUUUAAAGCGAGAAAAUGAAUAAUAUCAAAAAUUCCAAAUUUGAAGAGCCAGCGGAGUUUCGUUGUCGGAAUGCGCGGGUAACUGCGGACCAGCCUGCGAGGACACGUGCAGCCUCGUCAAGCCAACCUGCGUGGCGACCUGCAUGCCGACCUGCUCACCGCAAUGCACCCUCACGGUACGUCGGAAAGAAAAAAAUGAAAAACGGUAGAAAAAGUGUGAACAUUGAUCUGGCGAAAUUCAAGUUCGCGCUUGGAAAAUUUCGUUCAAAUGUUAUGUCGUCUUCCGCGAAAUACAAAAUAACCGCCAGAGAAUGAAAAAGAUAAAUAAGAUUUGGAAAUUCUGCCUAUCGCGGAAAGGUUUUUGCCUUUGGCGGAAAUCACUUUGAACACGGCACUAUCGCCGCGACUUGUAAGUUUCCGAGUCUCUGCGUCUCUCUGUUCCCUCACCGGCAAGCUUAGAGUAAUAUAAAAAGAGCACGUCAACAUGAGAGUUCGCCGAGCGACGAGGAGGCGCAGAGAAAUUGCGAAAAACGGACUAAAGUGGAAUAUAGAUUUCCAAGCAGACAAAUGAAGCCUCUAUUUUUUUCUAGAUCAAGAAAACAAUUUAUUUAAUCUUUCAAUGUAAUUUUGAAGAUAAAACUUCAUUUCAGCUCGAAAUCGCUGAGGUCCCAACGACGGCGGCUCCUACGACCACUGCUUCGGUGCCCACCAUCUGCAAGAAUGAAUGCACAGUAAGUUAGAGAAGGCCGGUUUCUGAAAAUUUUAGGAUAUGGGAACGCUCGAACUUAAAGCAGAAAAUAUAAUUUUCUAAAUCAAUCAAUAAGUCAAGUUAAUUUAUUUUGUUCUAAUUAUACUAGGCGAUAAACACGAAAUUUUGGCUAUAACGAAAAAACGCCUUUGGCGAACUAGAAUUCCAAAGUGUAGUUGAUCAAGUUCGAAGCAUGGCCUUAUGAUCUUUCGACUCGUUCUUCUACGUGUAGUUCCUCCAGCUCAGGAUGUAGCGGAUGUUGUAGCUGGAGCCGACAGAGUGAAGACUUCACACGGAAUGAUUCAAUUUUUGCAGGUCCAAUGCGAACACCAAUGCGGCGUCAACUCCUUGUCAGGACCGCAAUGCUUGGCGGCUUGCCAAACGACGUGCUACCCAGUCUGCCAGGCCAAACUCCGGCGACGACUCUACCGCGCCCCAGUCCGACCCCACGAACCAAAACGACUCAACUAA